AUGAUUUUUGUUUUUCUCUUAGUAAUUCUCGCCAAUGACAUAAGAGCUCUUUCUUAUAAUCAACCCAAAAUAUGUCCAACUGGAAUAUGGAAAUCACAUGGAAAUUAUUUUGUUUUUCAAGAUACAUUGGUUUCCCAAUGUUCUACCCUGUUUGUUGAUUCAAACAAUACGAUUUAUUAUGCUGAUCAUCAAAAAGAACAAAUUAUCGUUUGGUUCAAAGAUAAACCUCAACCUAUAUCCAUUAGCUAUCUAUUUCAUUCAGAGUUAACUUCUCUAUUUGUAUGGAAUAACGGUGAUAUUUAUAUGAGUGAUGCUAACAAAAGAAUUCAUAAAUGGAUAGCGAGUACAAAUAUCUUUGUCUGCAUUAUAGAUACCAAAGCAUUAUGUGUGGGAUUGUUUAUAGAUCUUAACAAUAAUUUAUAUUGUUCGAUGACUAAAGAAAAUAAAGUUAUGAAAAUAUUCUUGAACGAUAAUGAUGGAGUAAAUAAAACAAUUGUAGCUGGUACAAAUACUUUCGGUAUGGCUCUGAAUCAACUGAAUGGACCUUGGGGAAUCUUUGUGGAUGCAAAUUUGAAUUUAUAUGUAGCAGAUGUACGAAAUAAUCGAAUUCAAUUGUUUCACUUUGGCGAAAUGGUUGGAAAAACAGUAGCAGGAGAAACUUCAUUAGAUAUUACAAUUCAACUUUAUAAUCCUUACUCAAUUAUAUUAGAUUCUGAUGAAUAUCUUUUUAUUGCGGAUACAGAAAAUCAUCGUAUAGUUGGAUCAGGGCCAAAUGGUUUUCGUUGUCUAGUUGGAUGUAAUAGGAAUGUUGAGACUUUGAAUAAAUUAUCACGACCAAGAACACUCAGCUUUGAUACAAACGGAAAUUUAUUAGUUGCUGAUACAUUUGCACAACGAAUUAAAAAGUUUAAUUUGCAAAAAGAUUCUUGUGUAAUUGCUCCAUCUACUAUUGGAGAAACGUAUUCAUCAAUAUUGACAUCCAAUCAUACAAUGUAUUCACGCACCCUAUUCGAUCAUUCAUAUUAUCAUUAUGAAGCUAUAGGAAUAACUGUGAGUAAGACUAACUUCUAUAUUCUGACUGGUAAUGGUAGUGUACAUCUCUAUGGUCAUGUGUAUAAAGAUUAUUUUGAUCGAUUUAAUCCUACUGAAAAUCUAAUUGCAUGGAAUGGAAAUUGUUGUAAUAAAGAUCAAUUCAAAUUCACACUUGAACUUCAAAUCAAUGUUAAAUACAUAUUAGUUGUAACAACAUAUCAUCCAAAUGUAACAGGUACGUUUUUAAUUACAAUAUUUGGCUCAGAUAGUAUUUAUCUGAAAAGUAUCGAUACGGAACCAUCAAUUGAAUCAAAUUAUUCGUUUGUAUGGACGGACGAUCAUAAAUCAUACGCUCCUUUUGUCUGUGAUGACGAUAUUGUUCGUCCUUACGAAGCAAUACAAAUAGAUGUGAAUGAGACUGGUUUCUAUACAGUUUUUCAACAUCGUUAUACAGAUAGGUACAGUUACAUGUAUGAAUCUCAUUUUUAUUCUCUUAUACCACAUGGAAAUCUGAUUACGAAGAAACUUAACUAUUUCAAUUCUUUUUCUGGUCGUCCACUUACUGUUAAACUGAUGAAUAAUAUUAGAUAUAUAUUAGUCGUUACAGGAACAUAUAUGGGGCAGGAAGUUACUGUCAAAAUUCUUGGUAAAAGUAAAGUCAAUUUAUUACGCACACAUGCUUUGCCUGCUGUUGUUUCGCAUUACUCGUUACAAACAACAACACAAAAUCAGACAUAUGCAAAAGGCUGUACGAGUUGGCUUUUUUAUUAUGAAACUAUUCGAUUAACUGGUUUUACAAAUGCAUAUUAUUCAUUUUCCGGUGCGAAAAAUGUACGUAUAUAUCCGUAUCUCUAUAAAAAUCAUUUUGAUCCAUUGAAUCCAAGUCGAAAUUUGAUUUCAAUCGAGCGACAUCUUUGUGAAGAUCCUUUUCAAAAUGCAGACAUGUUCACAGUUAAGCUUCAGGCGAACACCAUAUACAUAUUAUUGUUGACAACUCAUGUUCCAGCCAAGUUUGGAUAUCCAUUAACAAUCGUAGUAAUUGGUCCAACCAUGGGGUGGAAAAUCUCAAAUUAUUACCAGUUUUCAAAAAUAACGUCCUAA
This is a messenger RNA of Adineta ricciae, 2133 nucleotides long. The record is from the annotation of a GenBank genome assembly. NCBI's taxonomy places the organism in Eukaryota, Metazoa, Rotifera, Eurotatoria, Adinetida, Adinetidae.